AUGAGCGAGACAUGGGUCACUGAGACCGUCCACGGGGAGGUGGUGAAGGGUGGGGAGAUACAAAGCCUGAUCAACGGCAAGGAAGUCACCUUCGACAUCAAACAGCUUCGCGACAAGAUACCCCCUCACUGUCUCCAUGGCUCCCUUCCUCGUUCUCUCGCCUACGUCUUCCGAGAUCUGGCCAUGUUUGCGGCUCUGCUCAUGGCUGUCAUCUGGCUGGAGCCAAAGCUUGACACUUUGACAAGCCGCUGCCUCCGAUACUUGGUAUAUCCCUUUCUUGCUGGCCUGCCCUUGACCGGCUUAUGGGUUAUUGGGCACGAAUGCGGUCACGGUGGUUUCUCGACCUACAGCGCUGCAAACAAUACCGUCGGCUUCCUUCUCCACUCGGCCCUGCUAACGCCUUACUUUGCCUGGCGCUCGAGUCACGGACGUCACCACCAAUACGCUAACAACAUGUCGACCGACUUGAACUACGUCCCUUUCACUCGUGAUGAGUAUGAAGACAGCGCCCACGGCACUGCCAGCCGAGACCAUAUGACAGAAGACGCACCCGCCAUGGUAGUCGUUCGAAUUAUCAUCCAGCAGGUAAUUGGAUGGCCUUGGUACCUUUUGACACAUAUCACGGCAGGACCUGAGAGUUCCCCUCGAAAGUCUAAGGGAUGGUGGGACAACAGUCACUUUCUACCAUCCAGCUCCUUGUUUCGCGAAUCCGAGGGCGUGAACAUACUAGCUUCCGACUUGGGUAUUGCGUGCAUGUGCGGGCUCCUCUAUGUGGCCGGAACCUCCUUCGGAUUCCAGUCUCUUCUCUGGGGGUAUGUCCUCCCUUGGAUGUGGGUGAAUCACUGGAUCGUAAUGGUCACCUAUCUUCAUCAUACAUCACCAGAUCUACCCAAGUUCAAGGCCGAGAGCUGGACUUACCUCCGAGGAGCUCUUGCAACUGUCGACAGAGACCCUGGAUUUGUCUUGAGGCACAUGCUGCAUCAUAUCAUUGAUCUUCAUGUGGUUCACCAUCUAUUCCCUCGAAUUCCCCACUACCAUUAUCAUGAGGCCACCGAAGCAAUCAAGCCAUUGCUAGGAAACCUAUAUCACUCGGACAAGCAAAACUACUGGCGCGCUUUAUGGGAAGCGUUCACCCAAUGCCAGUGGGUCGAACCUAUUCCUGCCAAAACACGACAGGCGAGGCCCGACCACAGCACCAAAGACGCGGAAGGCGUUUAUCGUACUGAGAAAGACAUGUCCGACGAGGAUGGGGUUCUGUGGUAUCGCGGUGGACGCAUGCCACAGCCUGUAACUGUAAUGCGCGGCAGCUAG
Anthostomella pinea is the source of this 1311-nucleotide messenger RNA. NCBI's taxonomy places the organism in Eukaryota, Fungi, Ascomycota, Sordariomycetes, Xylariales, Xylariaceae. The record is from the annotation of a GenBank genome assembly.